This is a messenger RNA of Tachysurus vachellii, 899 nucleotides long. It is a transcript of the gene fkbp2, whose product is annotated as FKBP prolyl isomerase 2. The transcript is spliced from 6 exons. The record is from RefSeq and is a predicted model, not a curated record. Lineage: Eukaryota; Metazoa; Chordata; Actinopteri; Siluriformes; Bagridae. Gene Ontology annotation, biological process: protein peptidyl-prolyl isomerization. Bases 140 to 556 code for a protein of 138 amino acids. Gene Ontology annotation, molecular function: peptidyl-prolyl cis-trans isomerase activity.
UAAGAACUCGCUAUUGAAGACCUGGCGGUUUGUAUUAAAAUUGCUGGCUUCACUGCACAAUAGUGUGUUUAACUCUUCCCCUGUUUUAUUUUAAAGAAACUGACCAGGGACACUGCGGUUUUUCUCCCCAGUUACAGAUAUGAGGCUGUAUUUGUUUCUGGCUGUCACUCUGAUGACCCUUCUCACGGAGGUGGUACAAGGGGCCGAGAAAAAGAAACUCCAAAUCGGUAUAAAGAAAAGAGUGGAGAAUUGUCCCAUUAAAUCCCGGAAGGGGGACGUACUCAACAUGCACUACACCGGAAAGCUGGAGGACGGGACUGAAUUUGACAGCAGCAUACCGAGGAAUCAACCCUUCACCUUCACCCUGGGAACUGGACAAGUGAUCAAGGGCUGGGACCAGGGGCUGUUAGGGAUGUGUGAGGGAGAGAAAAGGAAGCUGGUCAUCCCAUCUGAGCUCGGUUAUGGUGACCGAGGAGCCCCACCUAAAAUCCCAGGUGGAGCCACACUCAUCUUCGAAGUGGAGCUGUUAAGCAUUGAGAGAAGAUCUGAUUUAUAACGCACAGAAUCCGAAGCUUUAAUCUGUACCUGCACUGAGGACAGCCAAUCACUGCUGCUCUGGAGAUUUGGUUUAAUAAAGAUGAAAAGUCACACUUGUGUACACGUGAAAAUCAAUAAAACGAGUUAAACAAAUAACAAAACACAAUCUCUGUUGGAGCCAGGAUUGUUUUCAGCACCAUUCUUUAUUUUCUUAACAAUCUUACUACACACACUUGGAUGUGAGAGUGCAUACAGUACAGUAUAUCAUUCCAGCAAACAGGGAUUGUGUUUACUUCUUAUUGUCCAGAACGUUUGGUUGGAGUUGAAUUGUUGAGUGGAAUAAAAAUUUUAUGUACAAAAAA